AUGAGUUCACAAGACCCGUAUUAUAACCAAGUGCAUCCACCCAGACAUCAUACAGAUCCAGAAUAUAACAACUAUGUUAAUAAUCCUAACCAAUCAAGUGCAUUAUCGGUUGAAAGUUUACGUAUGGACAAUCUGAGAAUAAGCGACGAUGGUGCCAAUUUAACACCCAACCGUUCAAACUCAGCACCAAUUAAUAAUAUAAGUAAUUUACAUGAAACACAGUCCAUUCGUUCAAUACGUUCAACACACUCAAUACGUUCUCAACAUCAAGAUAGAACAGCAUCUCCCCGUCCUCCCUCGAAUAAAGAACAACUGUCGUCACCACCAAUAUCACAUACUUCUACUACUAAUCUAGCAUAUACUGAAACGUAUUAUCAGGAAGGUUAUUAUGAUGGUAACAAUAAUAAUAAUCAGCAAAAUGUCCCAAACUAUAACAAUAGCAUCCAACAACCUUAUUAUAAUGAUCAAUAUAAUCCACCAUAUGACCCAUCAUAUGACCCAUCAUAUGACCAACCAUAUGGCCCACCAUACGAUCCACAGUACGAUCCACAAUACGAUCCACAAAACCCACAAGGUUAUUAUAACGAACAAUAUUACGAUCAAUCUGGGGCUCAUGAACAAGUUUAUAAUUAUAAUGAGAAUCAAGAAUAUCCACCAAGUGAUUCAAAAAAAAAUGAAGAAAAACCUUCGUUCACACCAGAAGCCAUAGAAAAAUAUCGACAGAAAGCCAAAGCAAGCAAUAAUCCAGCCACUUUUCUAUCAUUUGCAAAAUAUUUGAUUGAAGCUUCUGGUGAAGCUAACGAGAAUGACCUGGAUCCUAGGAAUGCAAAAAAGAAAAAAGAUGAAUUGGUUCAAGAAGCAUUGAAGAUUAUUAAACGAUUAGCAACUCAAGGAAUGGGGUUUGGUCGACCUGCUUAUUCAGAGGCGCAAUUUUAUCUUGCAAAUUGUUAUGGUCACGGUUCUUUGGGUUUAGCAAAGGAUGAAGAUAAAGCAUUCAGUUUGUACAUACAAGCAUCCAAACAAAAUCAUGCAGGAGCAGCUUAUCGUACAGCUGUUUGUUAUGAAGUUGGAGCUGGUACUAAACGAGAUCCACAUCGUGCCACACAGUUCUUUCGUAAAGCGGCAGCUCUUGGUGAUACUGCUGCAAUGUACAAAUUUGGUAUGAUAUUGUUGUAUGGACUACUGUCUCAAAAUCCAAAUCCUCGCGAAGCAAUAAUAUGGUUGAAACGAGCUGCAUCAAAUGCAGAUGAGGAGAAUCCACACGCAUUACACGAGUUAGGUUUGUUACAUGAGAAACCCGAGGAUAAACCACCAGUAAUCCCAUCAUUAAUUAGAAGUGAAAAACAUGCUAUAGAAGAAUUUAAAAAGGCAGCAGAUCUUGGGUAUGCGCCUUCUUGUUUUAAAUUGGGAUCUUGUUAUGAGGAUGGGCUAUUGGGAUGUCUGAAAGACCCACGGCAAUCAAUCAGAUAUUAUUCACGAGCUGCAGAGAAAGGUGAUCCGGACGCCGAACUGGCAUUAUCUGGCUGGUAUUUUAGAGGGGUAGAAGGUGUUCUAAAAAAAUCAGAUACUGAAGCUUAUUUAUGGGCACGUAAAGCUGCUGAUAAAGGACUUGCAAAGGCAGAAUUUGCAGUUGGGUAUUAUUAUCAACAUGGUGUUGGCGUACAAUCAAAUCUUGAAGAAGCAAGACGUUGGUAUAUGCGCGCAGCAGCUCAAGGAAAUAAAAGAGCAAUGACUUAUCUUACUGAAUUAAAAAAAAUGGGAAGUGCAAGUCGUUUAAGACCUACAAAACAUACCAAAGAUCAAGCGACUAAAGAAGAUUGUAUUAUAUGUUAG
Entrophospora candida is the source of this 1833-nucleotide messenger RNA. Lineage: Eukaryota; Fungi; Glomeromycota; Glomeromycetes; Entrophosporales; Entrophosporaceae. The record is from the annotation of a GenBank genome assembly.